Molecule: messenger RNA, 441 nt
Organism: Maudiozyma saulgeensis
Lineage: Eukaryota; Fungi; Ascomycota; Saccharomycetes; Saccharomycetales; Saccharomycetaceae
Source: the annotation of a GenBank genome assembly
AUGUCCUCGAUUGCUAAGAAUAACAAGGACGUUUUCACUUUGUUUGACAAGAAAGGUCAAGGUUCGAUUACAAAGCCUCAAUUCGGUGACUAUUUGAGAGCUAUUGGUUACAACCCUACAAAUUCACAAGUAGAAGAGAUACUCAGUGGUAGUUCUCAAGAUGCUUUAACUCUAGAAGAUAUCAUGUCAUUAAUUGAAUCUAAUCAACAAAUGUUAGAUGAUACUACUAAUGGUAAAGUUGAAGAUUUUAUUAAAGCAUUUCAAGUAUUCGAUAAAGAAAAUACUGGGAAGGUCACUGUUGGUGAUAUUAGAUAUAUGUUGACUGGAUUAGGUGAUAAAUUACCUGAUGAAGAAGUCGAUGAAUUAUUGAAAGGUGUAGAGAUUGAUUCAGAUGGUGGAAUCGAUUACAGAAAAUUCAUGGAAGAUAUAUUAAGACAAUAA